AAACCAGAGAAACCAGAGAAACGAGAGAAACCAGAGAAACCAGAGAAACCAGAGAAACCAGAGAAACCAGAGAAACGAGAGAAACGAGAGAAACUAGAGAAACGAGAGAAACGAGAGAAAAGAGAGAAACGAGAGAAACGAGAGAAACGAGAGAAAAGAGAGAAACUAGAGAAACGAGAGAAACGAGAGAAACGAGAGAAACGAGAGAAUCUAGAGAAACGAGAGAAACGAGAGAAACGAGAGAAACGAGAGAAACUAGGGAAACUAGAGAAAAGAGAGAAAAGAGAGAAACUAGAGAAACGAGAGAAACCAGAGAAACCAGAGAAACGAGAGAAACGAGAGAAACGAGAGAAACGAGAGAAAAGAGAGAAACUAGAGAAACGAGAGAAACGAGAGAAACGAGAGAAAAGAGAGAAACGAGAGAAACGAGAGAAACGAGAGAAACGAGAGAAACUAGAGAAACUAGAGAAAAGAGAGAAACUAGAGAAACGAGAGAAACCAGAGAAACUAGAGAAACGAGAGAAACGAGAGAAACGAGAGAAACGAGAGAAAAGAGAGAAACGAGAGAAACGAGAGAAACGAGAGAAACUGAGGUAAAGGACAGCUGAGCAUCAGGUCUGUGCUGGUCGUUAAAGGUAGACGAAGUGGCCCGAAUAGGUGCAGUCCUAUCCCCAAACUCAGGCAUAAGUCCCCCUCUCUGAGGAGUCCCCCUCCCUGAGGA
This is a messenger RNA of Oncorhynchus nerka (sockeye salmon), 721 nucleotides long. RefSeq lists its product as uncharacterized. The annotation marks the transcript as partial. The record is from RefSeq and is a predicted model, not a curated record. NCBI's taxonomy places the organism in Eukaryota, Metazoa, Chordata, Actinopteri, Salmoniformes, Salmonidae. The transcript has a single exon.